CUUCCCUCCCUUGGUCUUUUUCUCUGGCUUUUUCCAGGCUUCAUGUCAUACCACGGCUAAUUCCUGAAAUUCUUGCCCUCCUCUCGCUUCAAUCAAGCAGCUUCAGGAAGGAGACGAGGCAGCAGAAAACAAACAAAGGAGAAAAAAAAAAAAAGAAAAAAGAAAAACCUCACAGAGUCACUUUUAAUUUUAAAAAUACUAUUACUCUGUCAAACCUGCCUGCCAGACUGUUAAUAGAGUCUCACCAGACUCAUCAUCACCAUCUUCAUCACACCUUUGGAUUUCAUACAGGCAGGCGUGCUCCCUGCAGAAGCCCCCUUCUCCUUCCACUGCUAUCAGCCACAAACCCCAGCCCUCCACCUCUCGCUUUGUGGUUUUCCUUCUGUUGCCCCACCACGUCUGCAGAGUGGGUGCCGGCUCCCUCCCCCAGGGGUGGGAGUGAGGAGCUGGGGGAUGGACUUGACAAACCCCUGGAGAAUGAUGCAGAGGGUGUGUGGAGCCCUGACAUUGAACAGAGCUUCCAGGAGGCCUUGGCCAUCUACCCACCCUGCGGCCGCAGGAAGAUCAUCCUCUCUGAUGAGGGCAAGAUGUACGGACGAAAUGAGCUGAUCGCGCGGUACAUCAAACUUCGUACGGGAAAGACGCGGACCAGGAAGCAGGUGUCCAGUCACAUCCAGGUUCUAGCCCGACGGAAGGCCAGGGAGAUCCAGGUGAAGCUGAAGGUACGCUACGAUCAGGCUGCCAAAGACAAGGCCCUUCAGAGUAUGGCCACCAUGUCUUCAGCACAGAUCAUCUCUCCCACAGCCUUCCAAAACAAGAUGGCUCUCCAGGGCCUUUCUAGACCAGCUUACCCCACUACUGGUGGGUUUUGGCAUGGUGCACUUCCAGGACAGCCGGGAGGUCAUGAAGACAUUAAGCCCUUCUCCCAGCAGAGUUAUGCCAUGCAAACGUCCGGCCCGACCCCCAUAACAGGUUAUGAAAGCACAGCAGGGCUGUCCAUGUCUCCUGGUGCCCCCCCUUGGCAGGGCAGAAGUAUUGCCAGCUCCAAGCUACGAAUGCUAGAGUUCUCUGCCUUUCUAGAGCAACCUCAGGACCCAGAGACAUUCAACAAGCAUCUGUUUGUACAUAUCGGCCAGUCCAACCCGAGCUACAGUGACCCCUAUCUGGAGUCUGUGGACAUCAGGCAGAUCUAUGACAAGUUCCCAGAAAAGAAAGGGGGCCUGAAAGAGCUGUUUCACAAAGGGCCACACAACGCUUUCUUUCUCGUCAAGUUCUGGGCGGACCUCAGCAUAAACCUGCAGGAUGACAGCAGCUUCUUUUACGGUGUGUCCAGUCAGUAUGAGAGCUCUGAGAACAUGGUUAUCACCUCAUCCACCAAAGUCUGCUCCUUUGGCAAACAAGUGGUAGAAAAAGUGGAGACGGAGUAUGCACGCUUUGAGAAUGGGCGCUAUGUGUUUCGGAUUCACCGAUCCCCCUUAUGUGAAUACAUGAUCAAUUUUAUCCACAAGCUGAAACACCUUCCUGAGAAAUACAUGAUGAACAGUGUACUGGAGAACUUCACUAUCCUACAGGUGGUGGCAAACAGAGACACACUGGAGACCCUGCUGUGCAUAGCUUAUGUCUUUGAGGUGUCCACUAGCGAGCACGGUGCGCAGCAUCAUAUUUACAGGCUAGUCAAGGACUGACAUAGUCGCACAGUUGGAACUUACCAGCUCUAUACCCUUUGUAGCACAUCAGUGAGCAACAACACCCAACAAACAGACUACUGCCACCAUGAGCUUAAAGCUGAAUUCUGUCAGGUCGGUCAGGAGCCCAGAGAAACACUGGCUGCAUCGGCGUGUGCAGGAACUCUACUACUGCUGAGGAAGAGGAGGUGGAUUUGGGACUGUGGAAGCUAAAACAGGCUGUGUGAGAAAAGUGGCAAGAAGAAAGAAAAGAGAUGGACCAUAAAACACUGUGGUCUCUAUACCAAAGGAGUCAAACAUGGCCAACAAAAGUUGCAUGAAAGUUGUCAUUGGUGGUGUUCUUCAUCUCAUUUUACUAGAGCUUGAUUUUAAUUUAGAUUAUUUUACACACAUGCAUGUGCAGGGGGUGUUUGCGACGGAAGAAUUUAGUUGCCCCACGGUGCCAUCUAGUGACUUAAAAAAAGAUAACAAUGGGGAAAAAAUGCAGGUUGUGGUUUUGCACAUCUAUUGAAGAUCACUUUUGGAGCCACUGUUUGUUUUUUGUUUUUUUUGUUUUUUUGUUUUUUUUUGGCAUUUUGAGUAAUUAUGUACAGUGUCACAUCCAUCUCCUCUUAACAGAGUUAUGAUAAGUGGCUAAAAUGAUUUAAAAGAGCUGUAUUCAUUUUGAUGUUUAUUGUUGAAUGUUUCCUGUAUUGUCUUAUUGUCUCUGAUUGACAUCUAUCUGACUACAACAUAAGGCACAUAAAUAACACUGCUAACUUGAACCAGACUGGGAUCUUUAAACUGAUUACAGAAGUUGUCUGUAUAUGUAACUUGCCCUGAAGUGUCAGAUGAAAAUACAUGAGUUUCUUACAUAAAUUCUUGUUGAGUUUUGUAAAGGGUGCAGACCCAAUGACAUAUCCUCAGAUGUGCAUCCAGUGUAAAUCUAGCAUAAAAAAUAAGGAAAUCUUCUGUUUGGUUUUAAAUAUUUCCCUCCUUUAAUAAUACCAAUUUGUGUUUUAAUAUUAAAUCAUUGUUCUAAACCCUAAUUAUUUACUUUACCAUUAAGGUAUAACUUGUAAGGCUUGUGUUAGAUGUGAGCAACACAAGUAAACAUGAGGGUAGUGCCCCCCAAAAGCUGUGCCAAAAUCCUUUGCAAUAUUUUCCAGUUGGUGUUCGCUCUUGUAUUGGGUUUAAGUACUGCCAGGUAUGUGCCAGUCACAGAUGAAUAACUGGCAGUGAAUUGAUAGACAGACAUGAAUGAAAUUCUGGAGCCAGUGGCAAUCCCAUAUCUCCAGAAUCUGGGACCUAACUCCAUCCUGCAGGAUGACAGCACUCCCUCACAGAUCAUUGUUACCUCAGGAUUUUGGGAGCGGAGAGGAUGAAUUGAUCUGCUGUGAGUCCACAUCUCAACCCCAUUGAACACUUGUGGAAUCAGCUGUUUGUGCUAAAGUGACCGACACAACCAGGCUGGCUGACCUUCAACAACCUCUGGUUGAGGAAUGGGAUACUAUCCCACAGCAAAAUGUGACCAGGCUGAUGACCAGCAUGAGGAGGAGGUGCCAAGGUGUUGUAGCUCCAUCUUAGAUGGAUCUUCCACAUGCUACUGAGGUCCCUAUCAGUGUAAAAUAAUUAAAGUAUAAAAAUGGCAACUGUACGCUGUUUUUUCCCUUCUUAUUACUGUGGGAGAGUGCAAUCAUUUUAUCCAGCAAGCAACUCAAAACAGAAGUGAGUAGCAGCAGGAAAAUACUGCAAGGGAUCUUGACAAAUUUUUGAUGUGCACAACACACAUGUGUGUUGCUCAUUCCUCAGAAGCAUGAUAUUUAUAUGUUAUUGUUCCUCAUAAAGAUAAUUAGAUUAAUCAGGCUUUCCAACUAUGUAUAAUAGAACACUGAUUCUUACUGAGAUUGCUUAAAUAAGAGUAAGCCAUAUCAUUCAGUAAAUGUUUAAACCUUUAUGUUUUAUAAUACAGUCUGCAUUUGCAAAUGCAAAUUGGGACAUGCCAAUAAAAAUGUUUAUCUGAUAUUAAAUCAUAAUUAUGGCAUUAGUUUAAGCUGUUUGGCAUAUGUUUUAUUAAAAUACUCAGAUUUAGUUAUACUGUACAUAUUACAUUGAUAUAAAGUGUUGCUGAUGAGCAUCCUAUUUACUCACAAUGUCGUGGACAAAGGAAGUCUAAGGGCUGGCUGAAAAAAAGGAAAGUAUUGUAAAAGGUGUUUUUAAAAAUUUCUUUCAUUAAAACAAAUCCAAAACAAACAAACAGAAUGCAAAUAGGUUAAAAAUGUUUAAUCCAGCUAAAGAAGCCAAUCCAAACUGCUUGUUGCAUGUAAUAAUAAGCAGAUAUCCUCUCAUAUUAGAGGCCAACAAGUGUCCCAAUUAAUGUUUUUCUGUCAGUUUGCUCUUAUAUAAGUAAUCAGUUAAGCUAGUGUUAUGUUUGUUGUGAUAUCAGGCUUGCUCUUUUAGGGCUGAUCACAGGUGUCAUUGAAAGUCAGUUUUAUCUAUAUCAAUUUUUGCAUUUAAUAUCUGAUUCAUUCAUUUAUUGAAUUCAGCAACACUGAUGAGACACAUCUAUCUUUCAACGAAAGUGACUAUUGCCAUCUCAUGGUGUACAGGCAUCAUUACACUUUUAUUUAAAGGCCUAGUCCCCUUCCCUUUGCUCUUUACACUUGGCUCCAGAGCUACUCAGUUGGGUCAUAGGGCCGCAGUCCUGCAGCUUUUCAUUGUAUCCCUUCUCCAACAUACCAGACUCAAAUGAAUGGAAACAACAGCCUACGGAGCUCUGCAGAAUGACUCAUUAAUUUGAGCAAGGUGUGUUGGAGCAGGGAAACAUUGAAAACCUGCAGGACGACGGCCCUUGUAUGCCUCUUUUCGUAUGGAGUUCAAGAAGCAGUGGCCAUGAAACCAUUAAAGUGUCCUCUGAGACAGAUGGCCGUCACCUCUUGUGCGAGUAAAAGAAAACAGAUCUUUAAUGUCUAUUAAACGAAGACUUGAGGCCAAAUAAGACAAAUUUCAAAUGGAUUCAUUUUUAACGUUGUGAAACAUUGGCUGUAGAUUGUUUGCUUUAAUAUGCAGGUCGACUAUUUGGAUUUAAAAACUUCCAUUAAAACUGCACUG
Molecule: messenger RNA, 4775 nt
Organism: Melanotaenia boesemani (Boeseman's rainbowfish)
Lineage: Eukaryota; Metazoa; Chordata; Actinopteri; Atheriniformes; Melanotaeniidae
Product: transcriptional enhancer factor TEF-3-like
Exons: 12
Coding region: 588-1685 (365 amino acids)
Biological process (GO): hippo signaling; regulation of transcription by RNA polymerase II; embryonic organ development
Cellular component (GO): transcription regulator complex
Molecular function (GO): DNA-binding transcription factor activity, RNA polymerase II-specific; RNA polymerase II cis-regulatory region sequence-specific DNA binding
Source: RefSeq, a predicted model, not a curated record